ACAGCUCGUCUGACUGUGAGUCCCAGCAGCUCUCAGUUCUUUAACGGAGGCUUUGUGUCUCUGAGCUGUGAGGAGGACGACAGCUCUGCUGGAUGGACUCUGAGGAGAAACACAAGCAAACAACAGAGGACUCAGUGUGGAGCUGACUGGGGGAAAUCAGCUGGUUCUUCCUGUGACAUAAACUACAUCUACCCAUGGGACAGUGGAGUUUACUGGUGUGAGUCCAGAGAGGGUCCCAUCAGUAACAUGGUUAACCUGACAGUCACUGGUGGAUCAGUGAUCCUGCAGAGUCCUGUCCUCCCUGUGAUGGAGGGAGAUGACGUCACUCUGCUCUGUAAAACAAAGACCACUCCCUCCAACCUCCCAGCUGCUUUCUAUAAAGAUGGCUCCCUCAUCAGGAAGCAGCCUACAGGUCACAUGACCAUCCAGCAUGUUUCCAGGUCUGAUGAAGGCCUCUACAAGUGUGACAUCAGCGGUCAUGGAGAGUCUCCAUCCAGCUGGAUCACUGUCACAGAUAAACCUACACCGACAGCUUCACCCACCACAACAACUUUUCUCACAUCCACAUCACUGUCUACCACAACAGCUCCAAACCCUGGCUGCUCCCUCUGCCAUCCUAAUUUCAGACUAGUCCUCCACCUGCUGGUGAUCUGUCCAUAUUUGAUAUCCACUCUCCUCUUGGUGUCUUUAUAUCAACACAGAGCCAAAGGCUGAGCAGGGACUGGAUGAUGACUGUAAUUACAACAUCACUAGCAUCAACAAAGAGCACCACAUCUGAACCUCUCUACCUUAACUUAAAAAAUUAAAUGUGUUCUGAUGUUUCGAGCUGUGAAUCAAUUGGUUGCUUUUACUCCGUGUUUUUGUAAUGAUUAAGUGGAGAUGUGGAGGAGGUGGAUUAAGUGAAUUAGAGUCUAAAAAGGAAAAUGACAGAAGAGCACUGAGAUUUAAACCGUGCAGAGUGGCAGCUGAUUGGCUCAAAAAAAGGUUAAAAAGAAGAUGAUUGGACUAGAUCAGGGGUGCCCAAUCCCGGUCCUCGAGAGCU
This is a messenger RNA of Haplochromis burtoni (Burton's mouthbrooder), 1042 nucleotides long. Its product is annotated as low affinity immunoglobulin gamma Fc region receptor II-like. The record is from RefSeq and is a predicted model, not a curated record. The transcript is spliced from 4 exons. Lineage: Eukaryota; Metazoa; Chordata; Actinopteri; Cichliformes; Cichlidae. Gene Ontology annotation, molecular function: transmembrane signaling receptor activity. The annotation marks the transcript as partial. Gene Ontology annotation, biological process: cell surface receptor signaling pathway.